Messenger RNA from Limanda limanda (common dab), 1011 nucleotides. It is a transcript of the gene vcpkmt, whose product is annotated as valosin containing protein lysine (K) methyltransferase. Gene Ontology annotation, molecular function: protein-lysine N-methyltransferase activity. Bases 13 to 681 code for a protein of 222 amino acids. NCBI's taxonomy places the organism in Eukaryota, Metazoa, Chordata, Actinopteri, Pleuronectiformes, Pleuronectidae. Gene Ontology annotation, biological process: peptidyl-lysine methylation. The record is from RefSeq and is a predicted model, not a curated record. The transcript is spliced from 5 exons. Gene Ontology annotation, cellular component: cytoplasm; cytosol.
GCCCGGGCCAACAUGGCGGCGGACGCGAAUGAAAAUGAAUAUUUUGUGCGAGAAAUCGAGAAGAACGACGGCUGUGCCCUGAAAGUGAAGCAGUGCUACCUGGGGGAUGUAGGCUGUGUGGUGUGGGACGCGGCCAUUGUUCUCGCCAAAUAUUUAGAGACGAAACAGUUUCACGAUCCGUCCGGAGGAGUGAACGUGUGGGCCGGCAGGAGGCUGCUGGAGCUGGGAGCUGGGACCGGAGUGGUGGGUCUGAUGGCAGCGACACUAGGAGCUCAGGUGACUGUGACAGACCUGGAGGAUCUGCAGACCCUCCUGCGAGUGAACAUCCAGGAGAACCAGGCUCACAUCAGCAGUGGAUCCGUAACUGCCAAGGUACUGAAAUGGGGUGAAGAUGUGUCUGACUUCUUGCCUUCUCCACAUUAUGUCCUCAUGGCGGAUUGCAUCUAUUAUGAGCAGUCGAUUGUUCCACUGGUGGAAACCUUAAAGCUUCUCUCCGGAUCCGACACCUGCAUCAUUUGCUGCUAUGAGCAGCGCACCGAGGGCGGCAACCCACAAGUGGAGAGGCAAUUUUUUGAGUUGCUGGAACAACACUUCAGGGUUGAGAAGAUCCCUUCAGACAAACAAGACCCGGAGUUCAGCAGUCCAGACAUCCACAUCCUGCACAUCCGGAAAAAAAUCUGAAAGUUUAUCUGCUGAAUUUGUGUGUGGGUAGACUUUUCAGUGUAUCCUCAUUUCUACAUUAUUUUUUUAAUCAUUAAAUAUUUUUUAAUAUAUCAGUGAAUACCGUCCUGGUAUUUGAUUGGAAUGAAAAAAGAAGAAGAUCCCAAUGUAAGAAUUAAAUUACUUAAAUACAUGAUAUUAUCAAGCAGAUUCUCUGGUCUGUGUAGUUGCAGGACUGUGAAGGUACAGCAGAUGGCAGCCACGUGGCCCAUGUGCAAGCACAGACAUGUCACACAGGGGGAUUGUCUUUAAUAAAAAUGAGGUGUUCAACCUGCAGAAGUCACUCAAUAA